GCGGAGAAACUUUCCCACUUUUUUCACCAAUAAGGAGGAGCCUGCAGACACGCUCAACAUGCACACUAAAAAGUGGAUGCAGAGACUCACGUUCAGCUGCUUGGAGUGAGACCUUCAUAGUCAGGCAGUCCAUCAGUGAUGCUAAUCACAGGUUGAUCCUGCACAAGUUGGACCAGGACUGACAGCUGAACCAACAGUGCAACAUCUUUGGAGAGAGCAGACCGUUGUGGCCCCCCCACCCACACUUACCUCUGGAGAGGACUGCAGGAAGUGAGCGCAAACAUGCCACAGAGGAGAGGAACGCCAAAAUCCAUCUUUGUGUCCUCAAUUUUAGUGUGUUGUAUGCUCGCCAGUGCGGAGUAUUCCAGCUGUGGAGAGUAUGAGUUCCUAAACCAGACCAGUAACAGCUGCCAGGCAUGCCCUCAGUGCCAGCCAGGACAGGAGCCACACAUGCCCUGUGGCUACGGGGUGAAGGAUGAAGACUUUUCCUGCGUGCCGUGUCCACAUGGGAAGUACUCCAAAGGCAAAUAUGAGAUCUGCAGACGACACAAAGACUGCGACGCCCUCUACAAAGCCACCGUGCGCACGGUGGGAACGCCGGACAGCGAUGCGGAGUGCGGCCCUUGCUUACCAGGGUAUUACAUGCUGGAGAACAGACCCCGAAACCUUUACGGGAUGGUUUGUCACUCCUGCCAGAACGCGCCGCCCAACACCAAAGAAUGUAUGCAGACCAGCGGGCCAGUCCAAAAACCUCAGUUUGAUCCAGGCAGCACCACCGUUUUCCCUCAUCUUCAGAAAGAUCCAACAGGUCAAGGUCACCUAGCGACGGCUCUCAUUAUCGCCAUGUCAACCAUUUUCGUCAUGGCCAUCGCCAUUGUCCUGAUCAUUAUGUUUUACAUUCUGAAGGCCAAACCGAGCGGCCAGGCGUGCUGCCAUGGACAAGUGAAAUCAGUCGAAGCUCAGACCAACAAACAAGAGGACAAGAAAGACGUCCCUGAUAAGGUGGUGAUCUACUCAGAGAAAGACGAGUUCGACAAACUUCAGGCAUCGCCUCAGAUGACGGUGAAAAGUGAAAACGACGCCUCGUCCGAGAACGAGCAGCUGUUGAGCCGCAGCAUCGACAGUGACGAGGAGGCAAACAACAACCUGACCCCCAAUUUGGGACUCAACAAUGUGGGGAACAAGCCCGACCUCUGCCUGCUCACUCUGGGCGCCGUGGACACCGAUUCCGCUUGUAACGGGACCGCCAACGUCAGCGUCAGCCCCAACGGCAACCUCCCCAGUCCCAGCCACACGGGCAGUAUCAACCACAUCUCCGGCGCUAACCACAUCAGCAACGUGACCGCAAUCAACAACAGCAAUAAGAACCCAGGGAUGUUACAGAGUCGCAGGAAAAAGAUCCUGGACCUGUAUGCUAAAGUGUGCAAUGUGACAGAUGGCCUGAGCCCCACAGAGCUUCCCUUCGACUGCCUGGAGAAAGCCAGUCGCAUGCUGAGCUCUUCCUACAGCAGCGAGGCCGCCGUGGUUAAGACGUGGAGGCACCUGGCCGAGAGCUUCGGCCUCAAGCGCGACGAGAUCGGCGGCAUGAGUGACGGCUUGCAACUUUUCGAGAGGGUGAGCACGGCGGGAUACAGCAUCCCCGACCUGCUCACCCGCCUGGUGCAGAUCGAGAGGCUGGAUGCCGUCGAGUCGCUGUGCUCGGACGUUCUGGGAGGAAACGACAUGGCGGCCGGCGGUGGCCGGGCGGCCGGCGGCGGCCGGCAGGGCAUUAGCAGUUUUCAUAGCCAAUUGGCGUGCCCGUCACCGUGUCAACCUUCCUCUCAACGCUGCGCCAGUGUCUAAGACGCCUGAGCGUCACAAAACUCUGAAGUUGGGAUGAAAUCUGCUUUGAUGCACGACGCAUACAGAGACUUUUCUUCCUCAUCACAUGAAGAACGUUAGCGAAUAUACCGCGAUGUCAAGAAGCUACAUAUCAAAUAUAGUUGGAUUUAUAUUGGCCGGGGCGGCCCGGUGGUCCAGUGGUUAGCGCGUUGACCUCACAG
Molecule: messenger RNA, 2042 nt
Organism: Hippocampus comes (tiger tail seahorse)
Lineage: Eukaryota; Metazoa; Chordata; Actinopteri; Syngnathiformes; Syngnathidae
Gene: edar
Product: ectodysplasin A receptor
Exons: 12
Coding region: 283-1842 (519 amino acids)
Biological process (GO): positive regulation of canonical NF-kappaB signal transduction; positive regulation of JNK cascade
Cellular component (GO): plasma membrane
Molecular function (GO): signaling receptor activity
Source: RefSeq, a predicted model, not a curated record